CUGGUGUUUUAAAACGCAGAAGGGAGAGACAGUAGAGUCUGUCUGUUGUCUGCUCGUCUUGUGUUUGCAGGAACCCUUCAGUGGGAUCUUCUCUCUCCUCCUCCUCCUCCUCCUCAUUUGCGGGUGGAUAGAAAAACUGGCAACACCAAGUUGCUGAGGAUUUUCUUUUUUUCCUCAUCUUUGUUCAUCAGGAUGUUUUUCUUUACUACCUGCUUUGUGCAUCACCUGCACUCACUGCCGCCGGAUGGUAACUUUGUAACCUGGCUGUUGUCUGGGCUGGCGGUGGGGUUGUGUGGGGUUUGAUGCCUUGAUCAGGCGUAAAACGGCAACAGACGAAGAGGAGGAAGCAGAACUGAACUGGUGCCACUGCGAGACAACAAAGGAUCCACGCGUAUCACUCUCCGUGAUUCCAUCUCACUGAAGGUACCGUACGUAGAAGACUUCUGUUCAUAUUUAUACUUGUAUGGUGGUUUUUUUUUAUUUAGCGGAUGAGAAAAAACCCAUCGUCGACCCUCUACAGACGCUCCUUGUCUGCUCUCCAGCUGAGGUGGGAGAGCGGACCACGGACAGCUCCUCCUGCGGCUUGAACGCACCAGGAGGAGCCCUUUAAACUGCGCUGACCAAAACAAGCGGAGGGGUCCGUCACACAGGCAUGACAGGAUGCUGCUACUGGACCGAAGUGACCUCUCUGACCGUGCCUCAUGCUGCUCCGUGGACCUCAGCCUCCAUUGAAUCUGGGGAGAAAACGCGUCUAUCCAUGGAAAUUCACUCCUCCCUAUUGGCUGGAUCGCAGUGCACAUGCUAUAACAACAGGAUAUGCAAAGAGCUACGGGCUGCUCCAGCCUAUCACCCGUUUGGCACGCUUUUUUGACCAAGAUCUGUGUUCAGUUCAACGUAAUGAAUGGGGGACAGGUGUAGUAGUAGGGCUGUGGUGAUGGACAGUGAGCGGCUUGGCACGGCGAAGCAGGGGCGCAGUGUAGUUGGUCAAAGCUGCAGCUGAAGGAUGUUCAAGUAUCGGAUCCGACUGUUCUUCAACGAACUCAAAGUGUUGUUACUGAUGCGCUCCGGAUCAAGCGGGAGGACUGACACGCGCACGGACGCGGACACGCAGACCAGGAUGCGUGGUUUAAUGGGAGGCUGCGUUUGGCCACAGCUUAACUGCUCCCACCGGGACGACGAUGAGGAGUAUUACGGCUCUGACCCACGGCCACGCAGCCUGGCGUUCGAGGACAAAGACGGAGCUCAACACCUGGAAGGAGGAGGAGCAGAAGAAGGCCUGGACGCUGGCUCCCUCCCGAGUCUGUCUGAGAGCGGGACGCGAUCACCACAGUGCCGGAUCUGCUUCCAGGGACCAGAGAAGGGGGAGCUAUUGAGCCCCUGUCGCUGUGACGGCUCAGUACGGUGUACUCACCAGUCCUGCCUUAUACGUUGGAUAAGUGAGAGAGGAUUGUGGAGCUGUGAGCUGUGUUACUUCAAGUACCAGGUUCUGGCCAUCAGCACCAAGAACCCCCUGCAGUGGCAGUCCAUCUCUCUGACUGUGAUUGAGAAGGUGCAGAUAGCAGCCAUUGUCCUGGGCUCCCUGUUCCUCCUGGCCAGCAUCUCCUGGUUGGUGUGGUCUUCUCUCAGCCCCUCCGCCAAGUGGCAGCGUCAGGACCUUCUCUUCCAGAUAUGUUACUGCAUGUACGGCUUCAUGGACAUAGUCUGUAUCGGUCUUAUAAUCCACGAAGGAUCGUCUGUUUACCGGAUCUUUAAGCGCUGGCAGGCGGUGAACCAGAAGUGGAAAGUCCUGAAUUACGAGAAGUUGAAGGACUUAGGCGACCCCGUCAGUCUGAGCAGUAAAAGUCCCGGUCAUGUGGAGAGGAAUCCUCACUCUUACUCUGUGGCCAACAGUGAACAGCACGUGAGCCGGCACGUCAGAACUAUUCUCCAACACCACUGUGGCUACACCAUCUUCCACAUCCUCAGCCAGUUACGACGCAACCAUCUGCACAACGCCAACCAAGAGGUGGUGAUGAGAGUGACCACUGUAUGAAGCUGGGGUCUGUGCACAUGAUGUGUUCAAGUGUUUAUGGAGAAAAUAAGUGUUGUUUGGAUUUUAUACAUAAAAACAACUUUGACAUAAACCUGUUUACUUCUAGUCUUAUUCAUUAAUUUUAUAUCCACUGAGCUCAAAUACAUCUCAGAUUUUAGCUGGGGGAGAACCGUGAAGUUUUUAUCUGAGUUUUUUUUUUUUUUUUUUUUGUGGAAUUGAGAUAAAUAAGAAAAAAAAGGUUUUUGAUUUUUGAAUGAACAAAAAGACAUUUUAAUUUUAAAACCAUUUACAUUUACUUAUUGUUAUAAUUAUGGGGUUUAUUUUGCUUUUUGUUUUAAACUUUAAAUAAAGUAAGAUUUUGAACUUAUGACCACUGCAGUAUUUUUUUCUCACCGCUGUAAAAUCCCCCACACACCGGGGGAACAUGAGAACGAACUUUACACAGAUGGACCACCUAACUGAACUGCUACUGUUGACAACACUGACCUGAAAAAUGUGCGUUCCUUCUUUGUCUGUAUUAUCACUUUACCAAACCUCUCUCACACCCUUUUUUCUCAGUCUCUCAGUGUUAUUCCCUCGUCGUUAUUCCCACACAGAUGUUUCAAAUCGCCCUGAAAUCUACCACACCUCUUCUCAGUCCCAGUGUUUCUCUUUAAAAUCCCACGCAUUUAAAAUCACAUUGAUACAUAUUCACAGGUUGCUUUGCAGCGUUCCUCUUGUCAUUUUUUAUCUAUUUCAAGACCCGAAUGUGUUGGUG
Messenger RNA from Cynoglossus semilaevis (tongue sole), 2789 nucleotides. Its product is annotated as E3 ubiquitin-protein ligase MARCH9. Bases 1004 to 2032 code for a protein of 342 amino acids. The transcript has 4 exons. The record is from RefSeq and is a predicted model, not a curated record. NCBI's taxonomy places the organism in Eukaryota, Metazoa, Chordata, Actinopteri, Pleuronectiformes, Cynoglossidae. Gene Ontology annotation, molecular function: zinc ion binding; ubiquitin-protein transferase activity. Gene Ontology annotation, biological process: protein ubiquitination.